Messenger RNA from Histoplasma capsulatum G186AR, 465 nucleotides. RefSeq lists its product as uncharacterized. The transcript is spliced from 2 exons. NCBI's taxonomy places the organism in Eukaryota, Fungi, Ascomycota, Eurotiomycetes, Onygenales, Ajellomycetaceae. Bases 1 to 465 code for a protein of 154 amino acids. The record is from RefSeq and is a predicted model, not a curated record.
AUGGCCAAUGUAUCCUCCCAGGCCAGUGUACCGUCAGUCAGCCGGCGUACCUGGGUAAUAUUUCCUGUCUGUCCACGGGGUAACUCAGGGAGAGCAGGUGAGGGGAGAAAGAAUGGCCAUGGUUGGCGUGGUUGGCGUGGUUGGCAUCUCGCUGUUGAGGGGCCAUUGUGGACGUCCCUCGUUGGCGCUCGAUUCGAUCGGCGAGCUCGAGCCAAAUCCCGUGUUGUGCAGCAGGGAGGGCCAGCGGGCAAGGGGAUUGGGUGCUUGCGGAGAACCUGCAGCCUUGGCACAAUUGCGCCAGCAACGCCGCAUGGGCGAAUCAGAGCCCGGCAUCAGUCAGAAGUUCGCAGUGAGCGACAUACGUCGGCGGGACUUGGCGCUGCUGGCAGCGAACGCCUGUCCACAUCGGGGUUAGCGGAAAGUCAGUGCGUGUGGGGCGGGCUAGCAAGGGAUCUUAUUGUCUGA